Messenger RNA from Amaranthus tricolor (Joseph's coat), 983 nucleotides. Its product is annotated as ycf3-interacting protein 1, chloroplastic. Gene Ontology annotation, biological process: response to photooxidative stress; photosystem I assembly. The coding region runs from base 47 to 859 and encodes 270 amino acids. The record is from RefSeq and is a predicted model, not a curated record. The transcript has 6 exons. Lineage: Eukaryota; Viridiplantae; Streptophyta; Magnoliopsida; Caryophyllales; Amaranthaceae. Gene Ontology annotation, cellular component: chloroplast thylakoid membrane.
GAAGAUAGAAAAAGGAUGGAAGAUAGAAUUAGUGAGGAAAAAGGAAAUGGGUUGGCAACCGUUACAACUGCCCGUGCGCAUCGUAUCAUCAUCUUCUACUCCACCUUCACUUCUAUGGCAAUGGAAUCCUUUCCAUUCCAAAUUCCAUAUCUGCAACUCUCUUCCUUUCAAUCGCAACCCUAAAUAUCCAAACAAUAAUUUCUCUCUUUCCUUCAAUCAUCUUCUCUCUCGUCGCCGUCGUUCAAUUCAGCUCACCGGAGUUGGUGCAGAUGGCUCAGACGCGACAACUGCUACAGCUUUUGAAGAAGAUGAAGUGGAACCCACUGCUGAAGAUCUUGAAUACGUUAGCCAAAUCAAAAGAGUAUUGGAGUUACUGAAGAAGAACAGGGACAUGUUAUUUGGAGAGGUGAAGUUGACUAUUUCAAUCGAGGAUGCUAGAGAAGUUGAGCGAAGAAGGUUACUUGGAAUUGAUGAUUCUGAUGCACCAACAAGAGAGGAUUUGGCUGCUGCUUUAGAAGAAGUGAACGAGGGAAAAGUUCCACAAAAUCGUAUUGCCCUACGCAUGCUUGCAGAGGAGAUGAUUAACUGGCCAAAUUUGGAGGCUGAAGCUCCGAAGAAAACAACAAAAACCAAAUCCCUCUAUGCAAAAGCAACCGAUACUGGCAUUGAUCCUAAAGUAGCUGCAAAGAGGCUGAGUGUUGACUGGGAUUCAGCUGCUGAUAUUGAGGCAGAAGAAACCAGUGAUGAGACUGAUGUGCCUCCUGCAGUGGGAUACGGAGCAUUGUACCUCGUCACAGCGUUUCCGGUCAUUAUUGGGAUAUCAGUUGUGUUGAUAUUAUUCUACAACUCCCUACAAUAGAGGAUUUUUGUACAUUCAUGCUUCUAUCCAGAAUGUGUUAUUAGGAUUUACUUGUACCUAAUAAUGUUUAUAUUGUAACACUAUUAGAUUUUUGUUCUUGAGACUAACCUAAUUUCUCUGUCCA